Messenger RNA from Notolabrus celidotus (New Zealand spotty), 4499 nucleotides. Its product is annotated as caM kinase-like vesicle-associated protein. Gene Ontology annotation, cellular component: intracellular anatomical structure. NCBI's taxonomy places the organism in Eukaryota, Metazoa, Chordata, Actinopteri, Labriformes, Labridae. The record is from RefSeq and is a predicted model, not a curated record. Gene Ontology annotation, biological process: peptidyl-serine phosphorylation. Gene Ontology annotation, molecular function: calcium/calmodulin-dependent protein kinase activity; calmodulin binding; ATP binding. The transcript has 11 exons. Bases 767 to 2062 code for a protein of 431 amino acids.
UGUUUCUUGUUCUUGUUCUUGUUCUUGUUCUUGUUCUUCUUCGUCUUCUUCUCUACUGCUGGCGUCAAACCAUGUAGUAUUUACUGUCUCAGUCUGCAGUGGAGUGAGGUCUCUUUGGCAGACUAAUAUUAAACUGGUGAAAAUGGAGAACGAUUAUGUUGUUGAGCAAACUUAAAUGUUAUUAGCACAAUUUGCUUGUUAUAGCCUCUUUAACUUUUUCUUAACAGUGAAGAACUUUAGUGUGCAUCAUUCAAAUUGUCCAAAAGACGACAAUGAGGUGUGUUUACUGCAUAGCUUCAAGUGGAGGGAAAAGGUAAAGUAAGCGCUGCCAGGUAUAAGUGACUUGCAUAUCAGUGAGCCCACAUUAUGCACGCCUCGUGCUGAUUCAGUUAGUCUUACUCUGACAUAGGCUUUAUGUUUAAUAGGUUAAGGGUUUGAGUUUGCUCAGAUUGCCUCUGACCCCGCUCCUCCCGAGUGCGCCCUCCUAUCCGCUGUGCGCUCUGCACACUUAUCCCUCCUCCUCCUCUCCUCCUCUCCUCUCCUCCUCAGCGCUUGGAGCUCGACGCGCACAGGCACAACAGAUGGUACAGAACUACAGGCUGCAGGAGCGCAAUAAUUCUAUGCACAAGUACUUUCAUUCUUCUAAACUUCAUAGAAUAGUUUAGAGUACAGGGAGAAAGGGGUUCUCCGAGGACACGCGCGACUUUGUCAGGAACUGGAUCCUACGGUUUAGAGGCGAAAUUUGGUGUCAAGGUCAGAAGCAGCCAUGCCAUUUGGCUGUUUAACAAUUGGAGAAAAGAAGGAUUAUCACAAUCCUUCAGAUGUGACAGAUAAAUAUGACCUGGGUCAGAUUGUUAAAUCGGAGGAAUUCUGUGAGAUAUUCAGAGCCAAGGACAAAACUACAAUGAAAAUGUACACAUGUAAAAAGUUCCUGAAGAAGGAUGGGAGGAAAGUUCGCAAGGCUGCAAAAAAUGAGAUUGUCAUCCUGAAGAUGGUGAAGCAUCCCAAUAUUCUCCAGCUGGUGGACGUCUUUGAGACCAAGAAGGAGUACUUCCUCUUCCUUGAACUUGCAACAGGCCGAGAAGUAUUUGACUGGAUCCUUGACCAGGGCUACUACUCAGAACGAGAUACCAGCAAUGUGGUGCGCCAGGUUUUGGAGGCUGUGGCCUACCUCCACUCCCUGCAUAUUGUUCACAGAAACCUCAAGUUGGAGAACUUGGUUUAUUACAACCGCCUGAAGCACUCUAAGAUAGUCAUCAGCGACUUCCAUCUUGCCAAGCUGGAGAAUGGACUUAUAAAGGAUCCCUGUGGAACACCAGAGUACUUGGCUCCUGAAGUGGUUGGCAGACAGCGUUAUGGGAGGCCAGUGGAUUGCUGGGCAACAGGCGUCAUCAUGUAUAUUCUGUUGUCAGGCAACCCUCCUUUUUAUGAUGAAACUGAUGACGAUGAUUAUGAAAACCAUGACAAGAACCUGUUCCGAAAGAUACUGGCAGGAGAUUAUGAGUUUGACUCUCCGUAUUGGGAUGACAUUUCUGAUUCAGCUAAGACUCUAGUUGCCCGUCUGAUGGAGGUGGAUCAAGACCAGAGACUGACAGCCCAGGAGGCUAUAAAUCAUGAAUGGAUCUCUGGCGGUGCAGCUUCAGAUAAGAACAUCAAGGAAAAUGUGUGUGCACAAAUAGAGAAGAACUUCGCCAGAGCUAAAUGGAAGAAAGCAGUGCGGGUCACCACCAUCAUGAAGAGACUGAGAGUACCCGAGGCAAAGACAACCAGCCCGGAGGCGGCUGCUCCAGCAGACUCCACAGCUCCCCAGACAGCCACAGACCCCUCUGCGCCUUCUUCUACAGCAGCACCUGAAGGAGCGCCUGCUGAAGUCACAGAGCCCCCUGCAACAGCAGAGAUAAGCCAACCAGCACCGGAAGCAGGAGCCGGUGAGGCUGCCUCAGUUGCUGAGCCCCAGCAACCAAGCCCCCCACCACAGGAGGCCGAGCCUACAUCACGCUGCAACGGAGAAGCUGUAGCUGCUCCCGAUGCAACCUCUGAGGCUGGGAAUGAGCAGGGUUAAACCCUCCUCCAAACCUUCUCUGUGUGACCUCUGAAGUCCCCACCAACCCCUGCACACUGUACAUUAGCUGCUAGCAUGGUGACACUGACUCUGCUUCUUUCUCACUUGCAGCAUUAGAAUCAUCUCAUGGAGGCUGUGUGCUACCUUUCCUGAGUGCUGCGUUGUAUUGGUUAUGUUUCUACAUGUGUUGUGUUUUUUUCACUGACCCGCCAGCGUUUUAUGUCAGUUUAUAUGAACCACUUCUAUCUUUGAAUACUUGAGUUUGAAGGGCAAAAACAGAUAUGCGGUCAAACUGUGGCUUUCAGCUAAACUUUUCUUUUUGCUUUGAUUCCUGUUAAUGAGCACACUUUAGAAACAUCUCCCUCCUGGCAUUGCAAAUACAGAAUUUGUUCUUUGAAUCAGUAGAAAAGUUUCGCCUGUGUAAUUUUGACCUUAAACUCUAACACUUCCUAAGUGCUUGUCCUUGCACAUUGAGAAGAUUACUUAACCCUGUCAUAGGAGAAACAUAGCUACCUGUCUUUCUAUAAUUGUCUACACUGAUUUUGUGUUACAAUGACGAGACUGGUGACUGGGAGCCAUCAUGCCCAGUAUGGUAUAUUUGAACGAGGCAGCUUUAAACAUAAAAACACACACAUACAUUUUGUUUCUUUGCUGACUUCCUGCUCAGGAAAGCACCUCAUAGCUGUAUGUAUAAAGAUUCUGUAUAUAGAGACCUUUGUAGAAGUAGCCAAAACAGCAUGUACUCUCACUUUUUGCUGUUCAUUUUACAUUUACAAACACUUGAUGGAUAAAGAUACUCAUCUGACUACUUUGUCUUAACAUAAGUCACAGCUCCCUCAUCCUCACCUCUUCUCACAAAAUAUUUAGAAUUGUUUUUUAAAGCGCACUGCACAUUAUGCUGUCUAUUGCUACUACUCAUUCAGGCCCUCUGCUGUCUCUAAAGUUUGAUGAAAAAAGAAGUCUUCAUUUCAUUGCACUUCUAUGCAUUAAAUUAAUUUGUAGCUUUCCAUUUUUAGAGAUGUUAUUUCAUCACAUCUUUAUCCAUCAUGUGACUAAAACAGUUUUUUUGGGGGGGGGAGGAACUAGAUCUCAGUUUACUCGCAUCUACUGUGGUUUAACCUUGACCCCUGUGUUAGGACUCUGACUUAAAUGCCACAUAUGUCUUAAUAUUAAGUUGUAACUUAAAAACAAAAUGUGCAUUAACUGACCACAUGCAGCUUUCAAGAGAAGACAUGCAUAAUUUUGACUUUGUGGUAACUAGAGCUCUUUUCAUGAACACAGCCUUUCUGACAUGUAUUCUGCUGACACCCAAUGUUUGAAGUAAAUAUUUCUUUUUUUUUUAACUUUUCUAUUAAUUCUCUAUUUAUUUAUAUUUACACAUCAAAUUUUAUUUUUUGUUGUUGUUUUAAAUUUUGUCUUUUUUUUUUUCCAUAGAUUUCUUAUAAACAGUAAUAACAAACUAUCCUUUGCUGUCACUGGUCCCCUUGAGCAUUAAUAAAGAGCUACAGAACAAGUUCUCUGUAAUCACUCUAGAGGAUAUUGAGCAAUAUUCGACUGGCUGCAGAAACUGUGAUUCCUGGUGUCCUUUCGAUACAGUCCAUGUACCUGUAAGUGGAAGUCUUUAGUCCUCGCCAGCUGUCAGGCCCAUCAUGGCCACUUAACAAACACGUGGCUGCUGUCAGAUAAGUGUGUGGGGGCUGAUAGAUAAGACCAUUUUGCUCCUCUGGCCCCUGAGUGCCCACAUGGUUCCUUGUGUGAACACACAUUUAGCCAUGGGCUUUUAUUCUCUGGUCACAUGGAGACAGCCGCCAUGUUGUCAACACAAUUGUUAGAAUAGAUAGAUAUGAAAUAUAGUAAGCACACUGUUAUGGCGAUUUUGUCCCACCCAAUCUGUUGUCAAGAGUAUUUACAGUGAGCACAUGUGCAUUUGUAUAAAAGUGUGCAUUUAAAAUUAAAAGGGGCUUUGUUUGGCUUUGUGGUAACAUUUACACAUGUAUCUACUUUUAAUUUGUAAUGAAGUAGAUUGGUGGACGACCAAUCGUUCAGAUUUUACAGCUGUAUUAUUUCUUACAUUGUUAUUUCUUUCUUACAAGAGUAAUAUUUAGAUAUUUAUGAGAGGCUUUAACAGAAGAUUAAAAGAGACUUUUGUGUGAAUAGAUUAAUUCAUGUAGUCUGUUUUCUUUGUUUAGAUGGCAAAUAAAUACUGUUUCAAUACUGUUACACAGUUUAAAGCAAUGCUUUUUCCAAUACAUUCCUCACUGUAUUUAAUAUUCCACGUUUGUUCAUUUUGCCAUGCACUUACAGGUGUAUUUGUAGAUGUGAUGUUUGCCAGGACCAGUGGUCACCUGUAGGUCCUGUCUUGCAUUUGUGAGCUCUGUACUGUUCUCCUUGACUGAGUUGAUGACUUUGAUGGUAUUAAAAUUUACUUCAUCUAUUU